AGCGUGUACAGUGUUGUUGUUGUUUUUCCUGCCAACGUUUCCGCUGCCACCGUGUACCGAGCUGACAGCAGCCGGUGUGACAGCAUGGAUAACACACACACACUCCCGCCGCUCUAUAUAAACACACAUCCUCACACACACUCCGACACACACACGCACACACCGACAGACAGAGACAGCGCGAGACGUUCACCACGAGAGAGAACUUUGUACCGCAAACAUGGGAGUCAUCAUCUCGAGCAUCAUCUCCAGGUUUACCUCUAGGAUACCUGUCCGGAUAUUAAUGGUGGGUCUGGAUGCAGCAGGUAAAACCACUCUGCUGUACAAACUGAAGCUGGCUGAGGUCGUCACCACCAUCCCAACUAUCGGUUUUAAUGUGGAGACGGUGGAGUAUAAGAACAUCAGUUUCACAGUUUGGGAUGUUGGUGGUCAGACGAUCAUCAGGCCUCUGUGGAGACAUUACUUUGUGAACACACAGGGUCUGAUAUUUGUUGUCGACAGUAACGACCCCGAGAGGAUUAAAGAAGCUGCUGACGAGCUGCACAAGAUGCUGGAGGAGGACGAGCUGAGGGGCGUGGCCUUGCUGGUGUUUGCUAACAAACAGGAUUUGCCGAGAGCCAUGUCGGUCAGUGACAUCACGGAGGCUCUCAGCCUAUCAGCCGUCUCACAGCCGUGGUUCGUCCAGGCGUCGUGUGCCGUCAGCGGUACAGGUCUGGCCGAGGGUCUGGACUGGCUCUCCAACCAGAUCCAGUGAUGUGACGCUGCGGUGUUCUUCAGGUGGGCUGCUAUGACCUGAGCCGAGGAGGUACACCCAGGAGAAACCAGAAGGAACCACUUGUAGCUUUUUAACAAGUGUAACAGGCUCUAGAAUAACGUAUUAUUGCCUUAUGAUAAAUAUAUUGAUUGCACUGGGGAGAUAUAAUUAUUGCACAACAAUCACAAUAGAAUAAAUUUAAGUAAUGCACAAGAAUGUAUUUAUUAUAUCCAUAUGGAUUAAUGUUGAUUUAUGUAUUGCACUAAAUGAAAUAUAAUAAUUGCACUAGAAAAAAUACAAGCCAAGCCAGUAUGUCCUCCUUCUAACUUUAGAUUCUGGUCCUGAAUGCUCUGGAUUUGUUUGGGCCAGAGAAGGUA
Molecule: messenger RNA, 1131 nt
Organism: Labrus bergylta (ballan wrasse)
Lineage: Eukaryota; Metazoa; Chordata; Actinopteri; Labriformes; Labridae
Product: ADP-ribosylation factor 4
Biological process (GO): vesicle-mediated transport; intracellular protein transport
Cellular component (GO): plasma membrane; cytoplasm
Molecular function (GO): GTPase activity; GTP binding
Source: RefSeq, a predicted model, not a curated record